Molecule: messenger RNA, 1851 nt
Organism: Aureobasidium musti
Lineage: Eukaryota; Fungi; Ascomycota; Dothideomycetes; Dothideales; Saccotheciaceae
Source: the annotation of a GenBank genome assembly
AUGCUUGCUACACCUCCCCAACCACAUGAUGUCUUCUUGUCUCACUUCAAGACAUCACAACCUACUCAAGAUGUCUCUACCAAUGUAAAUCCGAGAUCGAUUGCUCAAAACUGGCUCGACCGCUUCUCAGCAGUCCUUCUUUCUGGCCAUGUUUCUCGUCUCUCUACCGUCUUCCAUCAAGACAGCUGGUGGCGUGACCAUGUAGCUCUAUCCUGGGAUCUCCGUACUCUGCAUGGUUUACCUGCCAUAACCUCAUUCCUCUCUCCCAUUCUCUCAUCUGUGAAUCUACGCCCGUUGUCUUUGGUUUCAGAGGGCGAGGCAUACGCUCCGUCCAUCGUCACUCCCAUUCCAGAACUUGAUUGGGUUCAGUCAAUUUUCACCUUCGAGACCGCGACAGGCAGAGGUCGAGGUUUCUUCCGGCUAGCUCAGGGCGCAGACGGCGACUGGAAGGCCCAUAUGCUGUACACCGCUCUCGACGAAAUCAAGGGUCAUGAGGAAACCACUGGUGCUCGUCGCGCUCACGGCGGUCAAAACUCUUCUCUUGGAGGUAAUUGGUUCGAGCGAAGACAACAAACUUACGAUUUUGUCGAUUCCGAACCUACUGCUUUGAUUAUUGGUGCUGGGCAAGCUGGUCUGAAUCUUGCUGCUAGACUGCAAGCCCUGGGGCUGUCUACUUUGAUAGUAGACAGACAAGCUCGCGUGGGAGAUAAUUGGCGCUCUCGAUACCGCACCUUGGUCACCCACGAUCCUGUGACUUACGCACAUAUGUCCUAUCUGCCUUUCCCGUCCAACUGGCCGCUGUACACUCCAAAGGACAAGCUUGGAGAUUGGUUCGAGGCUUAUGCCAGUUUGAUGGAACUCAACAUCUGGCUCUCUUCUUCCGUCAAUUCCGCGACGUGGUCACCCUCCUCUAAGUCCUGGACUGUCGACAUCACAAAAGCAGAUGGAAGCAAGAGAACACUGCAUCCCUCUCAACUGAUCCUCGCUACAGGCCACAGCGGCGAACCUCGCAUCCCUACGUUUCCAGGUCAAGACUCUUUCAACGGCACCAUCUACCACGGCAGCGCGCACAAAGAUGCCACACUCGCAUCUGCCCAAGGCAAGAAAAUCCUCGUCGUAGGCACUGGCAACAGCGGCCACGACAUUGCCCAAANNAACUACUACGAGGCUGGUGCUGCCUCUGUAACAAUGCUUCAACGCUCAGGCACCUACGUGCUGCAAGCCGAAAAAGGAGGCCACAUGCUGCACGCCGGCACCUACGAUGAAACAGGUCCUCCCACCCUAGCCGCAGACAUCUACUCGCAAUCCCUACCUCUGCCCGUGCAAUUCGCUCUAGGCAGAAAUCUCACUGCAGCAAUCAAACAAGCCGAANAAGAAAACCUAGACGGUCUGGAAAACGCAGGCUUCAAAGUCGAUUUCGGGCAUGAUGGCUCUGGGCUGUUUAGAAAGUAUAUGACCAAAGGAGGUGGCUAUUACAUCGAUGUAGGUUGCAGCCAACUCAUCACAUCCGGCAAAGUAAAAGUCGUUCGCUGUGCAGAAGGUAUCGCUGGUUUUGAAGCCACUGGCGUGCGUCUAGCCGACAACAAUUUCAUCACAGCCGAUGUGGUUGUUUUGGCUACCGGCUACGACAACAUGCGCACGUCCUGCCGUAAAAUCCUCGGCGACGAAAUUGCAGACAAAGUCACCGAUGUAUGGGAUUUGGACGAUGAGGGAGAGUUGAAUGGUAUGUGGCGACCUUCAGGCCAUCCUCACUUCUGGUAUAUGGGAGGAAACCUCGCUCUCUGCAGGAUCUACAGCAAAUUCCUGGGUUUGCAGAUCAAAGCCUCUGAACUUGGCUUAAGCGAUAUGUAA